UUCGCUGCUAGAAAAAUUCUUAGCUGCUCGUUGCGAGGCCUGCCAUUUGCGAGCUGCCAUGAGUGCUUUUUCAAAACGAUUAUUCGCUCGCGGUUGUCGACCUCCUCGCACUCCUUGGAAUCGCGUCGACCUCCAUCGCAGCCUUAUUGCCUCGCUCGUUCACCCUUAGGAGGAGCUUUGUUUUUCACAGCUCAAGUUUAGCUGCUCCCUGGGCGACAGCCUCGCUCACCGAACUGUUUUAGCGGCCACGUAGCAGUAGCUUUAUUGCGGUUCUCGCGCUCGCAGUUAGCAAUACGACUUCCCUUGCCGCCCAUCUGUGCCGUCGACGUCUCAAGGCGCCACGAUUCGCAUUUGAAUGACUAUUGAGCUACGGAAGAGAAAUACGUUCACUUUUUCCCCUGCCACUGGGAAUACCGACCUUUCGACAAAAUGGGUGGUGGCGAUUGCGUCAUCGUAUGCGGGUCUGUAGACUCGCCCCCAGUGGUCGAAGUGAAGGGGAUUACAGCGAGGGUAGGGUUGCCUGGACCCACGUCACUAGGACCCGUGGGUGACACAGCAGCGGAGCAAAGUGCAGUUGGUGACGUCAGCACUGGAGUUAAGGACGGACCGGUCGAGAUUACGGACGUUGCUAUCGCUACUAAAGAAGCUCUCGCUGCUGCAGGUAACGGCGCCGAGAAGCAGCAGGAGGAGGAAGUAGCGGCGGAGAAGGAAGACAAGGAGAUGGAGGAGGAGGAGGAAGAGGAGGAAGACGAGGAAGAGGAGGAAGACGAGGAAGAGGCAGAACGGGAGGAGGAAGAGGAGGAUCAGGUAGAUGGGGAGAGAGUCGAGGCGAAAGUGGCGAAAGUGGCGAUUGAGGCGAAAGAGACGAAAGAGACGAAUGAGACGAGCAGGACUCCUGAAAGGGACGAGAUAGCGGGGCAUCUAGACGGCGAGGUGUUUCGUUCCAGGCCUAUCUCCGACUUUAUUGGCCCGAGCCCGAUGGCAGCGCUUGGCGCAACCCGAGGCCUCGCAGGCGGCACUAGCACGGGGGCAGGCGGAAAAAUCGAUAUUGUGAAGGCAAACACUGGCGUGAAGAAGGCUAGAGGGAAGGGGACGAGUAAGGAGGGGGCAGAGCGGGAGCUGAAGCGGAAGCAGCGGGAGGAAGAGCGGGAGCGGAAGCGGCAGAAGGAGGAGGAGGCGAAGGAGGUGCGGAGGAAGAAGAAGGAGGAGCUGGAGGCGAAGAAGAAGCAAGAGGAGGAGGAGAAGGAGGAGAAGCGGCGGAAGCGAGAGGAGGAGCGGCGGAAGAAGGACGAGGAGAAGGAGCAGAAGCGGCAGCAGGAGGAGUCUGACAGGCUCCGUAAGCAGAAGGCGCGGGAGGAGAAGGAGAACAAGAGGAAGGAGGAGGAGAGGGAGAGGGAGCUGAAGAGGAGGAAGCAGGAGGAAGCGGAGGAGAAGCAGCGGGCGGCAAAGCAGAAAUCCGCGAAUUUCAUGAGCCGUUUUUUGGGCAAGAAGAAGGACGAGCUCAAGUCCGCCCCAGCAGCCGCCACACCUGUCCAUUCCGCCACCCCAGCGGGUUCAGCGCACGCGGGCGUCGCUGCAGCGGGCGCAGCAGCAGGCGAGGGUGGCGGGGAAGCGCCAGGUGCCGCGGGGGCCUCGGGCAGCGGGCUGGGGGAGAAGACGCCCCCGCCCGCCAAGGCGUCCCCGUUCCUUCCGCCGCCAGCAAGCGCCGCACGGCUUGGCGCGCCUCUUGCCGCCGAUACAGAGGCGAUUGACGCGCAUCUGGCGCGCCCGUGCGCGCUGUCGCAGGCGGAACUGCUCAGCUCCCUUUGCGAAAAAUGGAGCUCGCGCCACGCCCUCCUGCCAGCCGACCCCCCUCCCAAUGCGAGCACGCGUGUGCGUCCCAGCUGCUCCCCGCGCCGCAAGCACCGGCCGUGGGGCCAGCGCACGCAGCCCCGGGCCGCUGCCCCAAACUGUGGCAGCAGCAGCAGCGCCGUCGGGCGCGGGCAUAAGCACGCUGGCUCGGGCGCUGCAGCAGCAGCAGGGGCAGCAGCAGCAGCAGCAGGUGGUGGUGCUGCGGGUGCUGGGGGCGCUGGUGGUGUUUCAGCCACCAGUGCGGGCUCUUGUGUGGAUCCUUAUGGGGCUGUUGGCUCGGGAAAGAAGGCACAUGCGGCUAAGGAGGAGGAUGAGGUGAUGCGGCUGUGGCAAGUGCAAAGGAGGGAGCGGAGGCGGAGGAAGCUGCUGCAGUUUACCGAGAACACAAGGCCCGCAUACUAUGGCACCUACUCUCUUGUCAGCAGUGGUGUGGUGCGGCCGCGUGCGCCCUUGCGCAAAGACCCUGUGCUCAACUACGACGUGGACAGCGAGGCCGAGUGGGAGGAGGAGGACCCAGCAGGGGAGAGCCUGUCAGACUCGGAGGGUGAGGACGACUUGGAUAAGAUAGACCCGGAGGAGGGCGGCGAGGGGGAGGACGACGAGGACGAGGACGGGUUUGUGGUGCCGGACGGAUACCUUUCUGCGGAUGAGGGAGUAGACGCAUGUGCCCGUGCUGGUGGUUCUGGUGGUGCUGCUGGUGGUGCCAGUGGUGCCAAUGCAAGGGCGCCUGAUUCCCCUGCUGCCACAGCGGCGAGCAGGGCAGGGGGGGUGGCAGGCGCAGGGGGGGCGGAGAAAGGGGAGAAGGGGGAGAAGGGGGAGAGGGGGGAGGAGGGGCGGCCGGCGGACUGGCAGGUGCAGGUGCUGCAGAAAGCGGUGCAGAGGGCGCUGGCAGUGGGCAGACCCGUGGUGCUGCACGCGCUGCCUGGCGCUGCUGCUACUCCUGCUGCUGGUGAUGCUGCCGGUGGUGGUGCUGGUAGUGGUGGUGAUGGCCAGCAGGAGGGGGAGAAGCAAGGGGGGGAAGAGAAGGAGAAGCAGGAGGGUGGGAAGCCGGACAGGCAGGCUCAGCAGCAGCAGAAGCAGCAGCAGCAGAAGCAGCAGCAGCAGCAGCAUCUACGGUACCUGCAGGCCCUGGCAGUGCAAGUGCUGGAGCCAGGCCUGCUCAUCUCCCUGCCACUCCUCCCAGCCCCACCCACUCCACCGCAACCCCGCACCAAACGACAACCCGUCGCCCUCCCGCGAUGGGGGGAGAAGCGCAAGAGAGAAGCGGGUCCUGGUGUAAACACCAGCAGGGGGGGUGAAACAGGGGAUGCAGAGGACACAGGGGUCAUAGGGGGCACAGGGAGGGUGGGGGAGACAGGAAGCAAAGUGGGAAGCACUGACCAGAAUGCAGAGCGCCAUGAAACAGAGCUGAGUGGAGGGAACGCCACAAGCAGCAAUGCACAAGGGUCGGAGGAAGGGGGGAAGGAGAGUGGCAAGGAGAGCGGUAUAGAGGAGUGUGCUGUGGUGCUGCACCGAAGAAAGAGGCGAGUGGUUGGAUGGGGCACCACGUCGCAUAUCCUAGUAUCUGCUCCGCACUCGACCGCAUCGCCGUGGGCCCAGAUGCUCUUGCCAGUGCGAGCUGCUACUGCUGCUACUGCUGCCACUGGUGCCGCUGGGGCUGCUGCUGCUACUGCUGCCGCCGCUGCUGCUGCUGCUGCUACUGCUGCUGGUGCUGCAAGAAGCUUGGCAGGAACAGCAGAAGGAGUGGCUGCAGGAACAGCAGUAGGAACUGCGGGGGCGAACUUUUGUUCUGGUGAAGGCUCAAAGAGUCCUGUAGCUGCUGGCGCAUCUGCUGGUGCUGGGACAAUGCUGCACCUGCCACCACCAACUGUGCCUGGGCCUACAGGCAAGGAGUCGACCACCCCUGCGAAACCUGCUGCUGCACAAGGAGCGGCAACAGCAGGAGCAGUAGCAGCAGCGGCGCCAGCAACCCCGCCCCCAGCGCAGCCAGCAGCCCCUGGCAGCAGCAGCAGCAGCCAACCCCCUCUGCGUGUGAAACCCAUCACCACCUUCUUUCACCGCAGGGUACCCCCUUGCUAGCAGAGCAAUAGCAAUCCCUCUGCCCCCCAGCUACCAUACCAUUAGGCCAUGUCCGUGUGCCCAGCUAUGUGUAUGGUGGCCGCCUGCUGCUUGGCUUCUUCACCAGUACCACCAGCAGCAGCCAGCAGCAGCCAGCAGCAGCCGCCAGCAGCCGCCAGCAGCCAGCAGCAGCCACCAGCAGCAGAGCAUUUGCAGCAGCAUGCUGUAGCAUGUGUUGCCGCUGCUGCUAGCACCUGCACCGCAGUGCUCCUUCACAUGCAGUUGUGCUCCUGGAUGUGUACCACCAGCAUAUAAGUUUCAUCCCUGGUGCGCUGUGCUCAUGGCUGCAGCUUAGCUUUGCGUCCACGUUUCAACCAUCUUGUUGCUUUCUUUUUGGACCUUUUCUUAUGCAGUCAACUUGCUGCUUCGUCCUGUUCGUAUAUCCCUUCUACUGUUCUCCUGGUUGCAUCGUGCUGUUGAGCAGGGCCCUCUUUUCAAUAAUUCCUUGUCUGAGCCAUCAGACUCUGGUUCAGUAUUUUGUCUGGAAAAUUUUGGCGUUGUCUGAUUCAGAUAGAAUGGGGAAUUAUGUCUGAAAGCUUA
This is a messenger RNA of Closterium sp. NIES-67, 4509 nucleotides long. The record is from the annotation of a GenBank genome assembly. Lineage: Eukaryota; Viridiplantae; Streptophyta; Zygnematophyceae; Desmidiales; Closteriaceae.